ACAGAGUAAGGGGUGGAGAAGGAAAACCACGUUGUGUGGUACCUGUCGUCAAAAUGCGUAUAGAAAAAUGUUAUUUUUGUUCGUCAAAUAUUUGGCCCGGCCAUGGAAUGGUAUUUGUGCGAAAUGACUGCAAGAUUUUCAGGUUUUGUCGAUCUAAAUGCAAAAAUGCAUUUAAGAAGAAGAAGAACCCUCGUAAAACCAAAUGGACUAAGGCCUUCCGUAAGUCCUCAGGCAAAGACUUAGCCAUCGACCCGUCAUUCGAGUUUGAAAAGAGGAGAAACGUUCCCGUUAAGUACGAUCGGGAUUUGUGGCAGAAAUCUGUGGAAGCAAUGAAGAAGGUUGAAAUCAUCCGCUGUAGACGCCAAGCUUUGCAUAUCAACAAUCGUCACAGUAAAUCUAAGGAGGUGCAAAGAAGAAGUGACAAUUAUGAAGUCACCAAAAACAUGGGCUUGAUUCGCUCCCCAGCUGCUGGUUUGAAGCAGUUGGCAACCCAGUUGGAUGGAGAAAAAGACAUGUCAUUAGUAUCUUCCAAGUACAAGCAAAUGGAAUCAAGAGUUGUUGAAGAAGUUCAUAAUUCAGACAGAGAAAUGGAUGUAGAAUAGGAAUAAAACCUUUAAAUGGAAUGACAAAUACAUUUUUCCCGAUUCGACGUCAA
Daphnia magna is the source of this 655-nucleotide messenger RNA. RefSeq names its product probable ribosome biogenesis protein RLP24 (gene RpL24-like). Gene Ontology annotation, cellular component: nucleolus. Gene Ontology annotation, biological process: ribosomal large subunit biogenesis. The transcript has 2 exons. Lineage: Eukaryota; Metazoa; Arthropoda; Branchiopoda; Diplostraca; Daphniidae. Bases 54 to 602 code for a protein of 182 amino acids. The record is from RefSeq and is a predicted model, not a curated record.